CCGACAUAAAAUGGCGAAACCGAUGAAAACGCGUUCAGUUGCCAGAGUGCAUUCAGUGAAGCCGUCGCAAUACAAGACACCUUAAAAGACGCACGUAAACACUAGUACUUCGUAAAAGUGUUGUGAUAAUAAAAAUGAGUAAUAUCAGUGAGGAAAAGGAAGAUCUGGGGGCUGAAAUAAAAUCGACUGGCACAGUUGCAAAGCAAGAUGACGUCGAACAAAGAGAUGCGUGCGCAGCUGAACCAAGUGAAGUAAAGCCGAGUGUUCCCGAAGAGGUGCCGACGAAGAAAAGGAAAACGCGCCGCGGGAAAUCCAAACGAAAGCAGCCGUAUAUUAAAAACGGGCGUAAGUCAAAGUUGAUAAAACCUGAAGCACCGCAUAAUAGCAACCAGUUUUUACUGGAGGAUCACGGAAUAAUUGAAGAGUUGGAUGAGAAUUUAAAAUGCUCAGAUCAAGUUUCUACAUCUACAGUAACUAGAACUAGAGAUUCAAGUUUUAGUGUGGACUCUGAUGGUGAAUUUUACUCCUCCCCUGAUGAUGAAGAACAAUUUCUUCGAAAGGAUUUUGAUGACCAAUAUGAAAGCCUACAAGUCGAAAGAUUGAAUGCAAUGACAAAAACUGACUUAAUACAAGAAUACAUGCACUUGCAGGGAAAAGUGGACACACUUACAAAGAGACUUAGCAACAUUGAAGACAAUAACAAAAAAACGGACGAGAAUACUUCGGAGUUUGAGAGACUUAAACUUGAAAACGAAAACCUUAAGAAAGAGCUUGAUAUUCUUCGUAGUAAAAACAUGAGUUGUUCUGAAGACUCUGAGACAGACUCAAGUGAUUCUUGUAGUAGUUCUACUUCAAGCAGUUCAAGUAGUUGUAGUGUAAGUCGAGAACAGAGCCCUGAGUUACACGAAGUUGAUUAUAAACAGACAAAUGGACACACAUCUCCCCCACAAAGUGUUGAACCCAUUUAAUUUUUACUUUGUAAAAAUGUUGACUUUUCUAUUUGUUUAUUACAAAUUUUAAUCAGUGUUGAUCAUUCCCUUCUUUACACUACAAUAAUAUUAUUUUGGUGUGCGAAUAUCACAAACAAUUUCAAUCUUAAAUCAAAAAUUAAUAAAUAAAAAAUAUUUUGGUAUGCUGUUUGAGAUAUUUUAUGUACAUAUUAAAUGGUUCUAAAUUUAUAUUUUAAGUUAUCUGAAUAUAGACUGCUUUUUACUCUUAAGUACAAUUUUUGUUAAGUUCAAAAACAUGUGUGUUAAGUUUUUUUUUAUUUAGUCAUAAGGUAACAUGCAUGUUUCAUAUAAAAAUGUAUAGAUAGGUACCUUUAAUAUAAUUUAUUAAAAAAG
Brassicogethes aeneus is the source of this 1343-nucleotide messenger RNA. The record is from the annotation of a GenBank genome assembly. NCBI's taxonomy places the organism in Eukaryota, Metazoa, Arthropoda, Insecta, Coleoptera, Nitidulidae.